CAGCCAACUUCACGUUUCUCUCCGGCUGCCAUAUUUCUUUCCUGCUUGUCUUUCAACGAGAAAAGACGUACGAUGGCAACCUCUUCGCACCUAAAUUGGUUGAUCAUUCGCAACAACAACGCCUUCUUGUUGAAGAAGCGCGAUGUUAAGAGACCUUUUAGCACAGAGCCCAACAACUUGACCAAUGUCAGCUCUUUCCGCUAUAGUGGCGUGGUGCACAAGAAGACGCUGGGAAUUGUGCCUGCUGGCGAUAAGAAGGGUUUCACCGCUGUGCUGAGGAAGGGCAAAUAUGGCCAGCGUCCCGUCAAGAAUACGGUGCGUGUUAAUUUCAAUGCUGGACCACGUCGCUCGCUCAAGAAAAUGAAGAACCUGCUGACGGGCUCCAAAUACCGCAAGGAUCUGACACAGGCUGCUCUCCGCCGUGCUUCAGCAGUGCUGCGUUCCCAAAAGCCCGUGCAGAGCAAGGCCAAGAAGCCCGUUCAAAUGUCGGCCAAGAAGCCCGAAUAAAUAUUUGUGUAUCUGCCUGGGAAAUUGAGUUGUUUUUUCUACUCAAGAAUAAAAAAUACGUUAAAAUCCGAAAAAUAAAUGUUUUGGUUUUUAA
Messenger RNA from Drosophila grimshawi, 601 nucleotides. It is a transcript of the gene RpL28, whose product is annotated as 60S ribosomal protein L28. Gene Ontology annotation, molecular function: structural constituent of ribosome. The record is from RefSeq and is a predicted model, not a curated record. Gene Ontology annotation, cellular component: cytosolic large ribosomal subunit; ribosome. Bases 73 to 507 code for a protein of 144 amino acids. The transcript is spliced from 4 exons. Gene Ontology annotation, biological process: translation. Lineage: Eukaryota; Metazoa; Arthropoda; Insecta; Diptera; Drosophilidae.